GCGGCGGACAUGUCCGGCCCGCGCGCCGGCUUCUAUCGGCAGGAGCUGAACAAGACAGUGUGGGAGGUGCCGCAGCGACUGCGGGGGCUGCGCCCGGUGGGCUCGGGCGCCUACGGCUCCGUCUGCUCGGCGUACGACACGCGGCUCCGCCAGAAGGUGGCGGUGAAGAAGCUGUCGCGCCCCUUCCAGUCGCUGGUGCACGCCAGGCGGACCUACCGGGAGCUGCGGCUGCUCAAGCACCUGAAGCACGAGAACGUCAUCGGGCUGCUGGACGUCUUCACCCCGGCCACCUCCGUAGAGGACUUCAGCGAAGUGUACCUGGUGACCACGCUGAUGGGCGCCGACCUGAACAACGUGGUGAAGUGCCAGGUGCUGAGCGACGAGCACGUCCAGUUCCUCGUGUACCAGCUGCUGCGCGGGCUGAAGUACAUCCACUCGGCCGGGAUCAUCCACCGGGUAGGUGCGGGGGCGAGGGCCGGGCUCCGCGGGGCCGCCUGCGUUCCUCCCGUGCUCCCACCCUUGCCACCUGACCCCGACCCCGACCCUGACCCCGACCCGACCCUGCAGGACCUGAAGCCCAGCAACGUGGCGGUGAAUGAGGACUGCGAGCUCAGGAUCCUGGACUUCGGGCUGGCCCGCCAGGCGGAGGAGGAGAUGACCGGCUACGUGGCCACCCGCUGGUACCGCGCCCCUGAGAUCAUGCUCAACUGGAUGCACUACAACCAGACAGCAGUGGACAUCUGGUCUGUGGGGUGCAUCAUGGCGGAGCUCCUCCAGGGGAAGGCCCUCUUCCCGGGCAGCGACUACAUCGACCAGCUGAAGCGCAUCAUGGAGGUGGUGGGCACACCCAGCCCCGAGGUUCUGGCCAAGAUAUCGUCGGAACAUGCCCGGACGUACCUCCAGUCGCUGCCCCCCAUGCCCCAGAAGGACCUCCGGAGCAUCUUCCGCGGAGCCAACCCCCUGGCCGUGGACCUCUUGGGAAGGAUGCUGGUGCUGGACAGCGACCAGAGGGUCAGUGCGGCCGAGGCGCUGGCCCACGCCUACUUCAGCCAGUACCACGACCCGGACGACGAGCCCGAGGCCGAGCCGUACGACGAGAGCGUGGAGGAGAAGGAGCGCUCUGUGGAGGAGUGGAAGGAACUCACCUACCAGGAAGUCCUCAGCUUCAAGCCCCCGGAGCCACCGCAGCCGCCGGGCGGCCGGGACGUCGUCGAGCAGUGAGCUGCGCCGGACGGAGCUCACAGUGGGGCUGGGCCUGCCCCCUGCCCCCCCCCCCGGCUCCCCAGCUGCCAGGGGGUUGCCCCCACCGCUCGACCCCUGUCCUGGGACCCCCGGUCUGCAUGCUGCUCCCUGUGGGAGUCUGCGCACACGUAUGAACGCAUGAACGUGUGCCCUUGUGCAAGCCGUGGGCGGAGGAGUAUGGACAGCGUGUCCUUGGCCCUUCUCCCACCUCCCAACAACCAGGGCCUCCCCUGGGACCUCACCGUAGAGGACCUGGAUGCUUAGGGGUCGGUCCCCCAGGCAGCGUGUCUGUCUCCGGACCUCAGGCCCAGCGGGCUGUCUCUGGGAGGUGGUGCACUGGGACCAGGGCCCGCUGGAGACUCAGAGGGUGGAGUGUCUGUGGUCCAAGCUGCUCAGCCUGGAACUGGGGGCUACCCUGAGAAAUGCUGAGACCCAAAGCCCUGAGAGCGGGACAGGGUCUUCCCUGGGGGGGGGGCAGGGUGGCGACAGCCACAAAGUGUCAAGUCGGACCCCUCCUGCAGCCACAUGCUCCCCGGAGCUGUGUGGCAUGUGUGCUCCUGGCAUUUACAUGUCCAGGCAGGCGACGGUGUCCCAGGGCCAGUGGCUGUGGCCAGCAGGAGGCCCAAGGUGGGGUAGCUGCGUGCCUCCCCCCCGCCCCCCCAGUGUCUGACGUCACGGGGCAUGUGCUGUGUCCCACUCGAGGGGCUCAGGUGGGCAAGGAGCAACCUCGGGAACCACAGCCGGGGCGCUGUCCUCGGGGUCCCAAGCACCAGGGCGCGGAGCCAGCCAGCCGGGGAGCUGGCGAGCAGGGGGGGCGGGGGGAGGCGUGGGGGGCUGGCACCCACUGAGGCGGACUUGGACUUGGGCCCUGGGCCGGGGCCGGGGGCUGGUGAAGACGCCCCUGCCCGCUCGCUGGCCCUGGGCCGACAGUCGGGGCGCUGCGCUCCUUCCGGGACGGAGCUGACCCGUGACCUCUGGGCCAGGCCCUGCUCCAGAGGUGUUGGAGGUGUGGCCUCGGGUGGUGACCUCCGACCUCGCACGCCCCCCGGGGGGUCAGACUGUCAAGUGCCUGCACCAGAGUCUCAGUAAAGGAGGUUUCCUCUUGCUCAGCUUGUGUCCCGGCGCCGGGUGCUGUCUUGCCCUCCCGCUGCCGGGAGGGGCGGCCGGGGCUCCGUGCGUCACACCCCCAGCUGGCCCAGCCGCACCAGACACCCAGGUCCCUUGGGUCCCAGUCGGACAAGCAGCCGUCUUUCAGCCCCCUCCCU
Molecule: messenger RNA, 2507 nt
Organism: Phyllostomus hastatus (greater spear-nosed bat)
Lineage: Eukaryota; Metazoa; Chordata; Mammalia; Chiroptera; Phyllostomidae
Gene: MAPK11
Product: mitogen-activated protein kinase 11
Exons: 11
Coding region: 10-1221 (403 amino acids)
Biological process (GO): protein phosphorylation; intracellular signal transduction
Cellular component (GO): cytoplasm; nucleus
Molecular function (GO): MAP kinase activity; ATP binding
Source: RefSeq, a predicted model, not a curated record